CCGGUGAUGCGCGCAUCGCGCCGAAGUUGCAACCUCGGCAGACUUCGCCGUGCUACGUGCGCGCGAGCAGUGAUACUACUCCAGAUUUCGUGUUGCACCGUUCGGCCACCGUGAUUCGGCCUCAACUCCUUCAGCGAGUUAACGAGAGAUAUAGAUCGAGUGAAAAGGAGUAAACAGUUUUUUCACUGAUGGCUGUCAAGGGGCUGGUCUCGGCAAUCGUUCAAUUUCUCACCGACCAGUUGCAGGAUGGGGACAUAACUGCGGACUCGCGCGAGAGUUUGGAAGUGGCGAUCCAGUGUCUGGAAAGUGCGUACAACGUGCAAGCCUCCGACGCGCCCGCGAAUUUUAAUCUCUAUGAAGUUUAUAAGAAUGUAGUGGACAGUGCGGCGCCAAAUGUAGGGCCGGAGGCUACGCUGGAGGCGAAGGCCGAAGCCGAAAGGCUAAAGAACGAGGGCAACGCGCUCAUGAAGCAAGACAAGCACCACGAAGCGCUGGUCAAUUAUACAAAGGCGAUAGAGUUGGACGGCCGCAAUGCGGUAUAUUACUGCAACAGAGCCGCUGUGCAAAGCAAGCUCGGCAAUCACGCUCUAGCCAUCAAGGAUUGCAACACGGCGCUGUCCAUCGAUCCCUCGUACAGCAAAGCGUACGGCCGAUUAGGUUUAGCGUAUUCCAGUCUGGAGAGGCACAAGGAGGCGAAGGAGAGCUACGAGAAGGCCCUAGCGAUGGAACCGGACAAUGAGAGUUAUCGAAACAACCUACAGCUGGCGGAGGAGAAGCUCGCUCAUCUAGGCGUCAAUCAGACGAUGCCGUCUCUGCCGGGCAUGGACCUCAGCGCCCUGCUGAGCAACCCCGCGCUGAUGAACAUGGCGCGUCAGAUGCUCUCCGAUCCAGCUAUGCAGAAUAUGAUGUGCAAUCUCAUGUCCGGCAACGUGGAGGAGGGUGGUCGCAUGGAAGUGCUCAUAGAGGCGGGUCAACAGUUAGCGCAACAAAUGCAGAACGCGAAUCCCGAGCUGAUCGAGGCGCUGAGGCGGCAAAUGGGCGGCUCAAAUCCGAACGACCCGGAACCGCCGCAACAAAAUUAAAGACACUGACUGACUGUGUGAUAUGUGGGGACGAAGUUGAUGGACACUGCGGCUAAUUUUUCCUUCUCGCUCGUGAUAGACACGGGCUGCGCGAUGUAUCCUAAGAGUUGUUUUCUAAGAGAUGGCAGGUGAUGUGACCAGCAGCAGCAGCUUUGACCGUUUAUUCUAUGUCGUAAAGCGAUACUGAGUGCGUAUCAUAGGGGUUCGUUUCGAUAGAUUAGUCAUCAUUGAUUACUCGUGUGAAAUCGCAUCUACGGGCCUCCGGCUAUUGUACGACUUUUUGAUAGCACGUACGAACGUUGAAAAAUGUUUUUUAAAUGCCGCAACGAUUGGAUGAAUUCUUUUUGCGACAUCCAGUUUACUGUAUUAUUAUUCUGGACUUGGUUUCCUGGAGAUCGUGGUGAUCCGAUUCCCGGAUCACGCAAGCAAAUUUAUGUGACAUUAUUUUCGUCUCAAUGUGCGUAACAUCUUUUUAUAUUAACAUCGUUUAUGAACGCUGAAAACCGUGUCGCGACACUGACAACUGUCGGUCGUGUUACGUUUCAAACAAGCAAAUCUGAAAAUUCAGUCGACGUAAGAGAUAUUGAAUCCUCAUGAUACAGGGCGGGACGAGUCAUUAAUUAUUAGAUUAUGUAUGCGAGAUAUAGAACAUUUCUGACGUUUUCAAUCGUAAAUCGAAAAAACUAUGUUUUAUCAAGGUUUUCAGUCGAACGUUCGCAAUCAGAUUUGUAAUCUUGUACAUCCCAAUUACGCUCGUUCCUUCGUUGCAUUGAAGCAAUACGCCGAUUUAUGAAAAGCAAAAUUGUAAUAAAUUCGAUCAUGAAGAAUAA
Messenger RNA from Ooceraea biroi (clonal raider ant), 1912 nucleotides. Its product is annotated as small glutamine-rich tetratricopeptide repeat-containing protein alpha. NCBI's taxonomy places the organism in Eukaryota, Metazoa, Arthropoda, Insecta, Hymenoptera, Formicidae. Gene Ontology annotation, biological process: post-translational protein targeting to endoplasmic reticulum membrane. The record is from RefSeq and is a predicted model, not a curated record. Gene Ontology annotation, cellular component: TRC complex; membrane. Gene Ontology annotation, molecular function: molecular adaptor activity; protein binding.